Molecule: messenger RNA, 2587 nt
Organism: Choloepus didactylus (southern two-toed sloth)
Lineage: Eukaryota; Metazoa; Chordata; Mammalia; Pilosa; Megalonychidae
Gene: ASB13
Product: ankyrin repeat and SOCS box containing 13
Exons: 6
Coding region: 58-894 (278 amino acids)
Biological process (GO): positive regulation of protein catabolic process; protein ubiquitination; intracellular signal transduction
Molecular function (GO): protein binding
Source: RefSeq, a predicted model, not a curated record
GUCCCGGGCGCCCGGAGUUGCCCCAUCGUGAGCUGGGAAUGCCGGGCGGGCGAAACCAUGGAGUCGCGAGCCACGGAUGGUUACUUCCUCGGCGACGUGGGUUUCUGGGUGGAACGCACCCCGGUGCACGAGGCGGCCCAGCGGGGCGAGGCCCUGCAGCUGCAGCAGCUGAUAGAGCGCGGCGCCUGCGUCAACCAGGUCACGGUGGACUCCAUCACGCCCCUGCACGCCGCCAGUCUCCAGGGCCAGGCGCAGUGCGUGCAGCUGCUGCUGGCUGCCGGGGCCCAGGUGGAUGCCCGCAACAUUGACGGCAGUACCCCGCUCUGCGACGCCUGUGCCUCUGGGAGCCUCCAGUGCGUGAAGCUUUUGCUCUCUCACGGGGCGAAGGUCAACCCACCCCUGUACACAGCCUCCCCCCUGCACGAGGCCUGCAUGAGCGGGAGUUCGGAAUGCGUGAGGCUUCUUAUUGAUGUCGGGGCCAAUCUUGAAGCGCACGAUUGCCAUUUCGGGACUCCUCUGCACGUUGCCUGUGCAAGGGAGCAUCUGGACUGUGUCAAGGUGCUGCUCAAUGCAGGGGCCAACGUGAACGCAGCAAAGCUUCACGAGACAGCCCUUCACCACGCGGCCAAGGUGAAGAACGUGGACCUCAUCGAGAUGCUCGUCGAGUUCGGAGGCAACAUCUAUGCCAGAGACAACCGCGGGAAGAAGCCCUCGGAUUACGCGUGGAGCAGCAGCGCCCCGGCCAAGUGCUUCGAGUACUACGAAAAGACACCUCUGACCCUGUCACAGCUUUGCAGAGUGAGCUUGAGGAAGGCUGCUGGCGUCAGAGGGCUGGAGAAAAUUGCAAAGUUGAACAUCCCUCCUCGGCUCAUAGACUACCUUUCCUACAACUAAGCCGCAGAGACCAGAGCCUAAGGGCAGACUGGGGACUUAGCGUUGGACUGAAGAGGUGUAAUUGCUCUAGAAAGAGUGACGUUCCCUUGAGUCCUCGUUGGCGUGUUUGUUUCAUCUUUCCUCCAGAAUUCCUGGACUGUAUUUCCAAGGCAGUGAAAAGGCCCUGCCUCAGCUUCUGUUCUGUGUGGAACCCUGGGCCGGUACAGCCUGGAACUUGCACUUGAACCCCAGUGGGGUCACGGAGGUCCAGCUCUCCUCUUUCACCACCUUCCUCAGAGGGACAGAUUGCUCUAGGAGGAAAGGGGCUGGGGAUUCAGGGCGCUGCGGGUGGGUUUCACCUGCCUGGGAGGAACGGUGCAGCAGCCCUGAGUCUCGGACCCCUGAAUCUCACUCCAAUUCAUCUCUGCCCGUCUGUGAUCAAAGGGAGGGGCCUGUGCUCCAGAGGCUGUGCGGAAUGGAAGGUGAGCGUCCUGACCACGUGGUCCGGAGUGGCUGCUUUGCUGACAUCCUGUCAUCUGGAUGCUUAUUAUUAUUUUUUUUUUCCUGGAACAAUAAUUGGCACUUUCCAAGGUCCCCCUGCACUGAGGCGUAUGCCUCACUCAGGGAGCGUUCCAUGGAUCUUGGUAGGGGAAGGAGGCUCCUUAUUCUCCACACCCAGCACAGUGUUUCUUAGGAAGUUUUUCUUCCAUUUUAGGUCUUAACUCUUAAAAAGUUUAUGUAAGAUUAAAAGAAAACUUGUAGGAGAUAUAUAGGCUGUAACACUAAGGUACUGUUAAUGUGUCUUUAAAAUAAAAGGUAAUGUGAAGACAUGUUAGCGUAUAUUCUCAUGGUUGUUAAGUCCUUUCCAACGUAAAGGAUGGUUAGAAAACUCUAGGGAUUAUUUUUAAUUGGUUUUUGCAGUGGUCAAGUGAAUUCUUCUCCCAUCCUAAGUUUUGCCAACUCCUUGAAGCUCUAAAAUUAGAAGUCACCAGUAUGCAGUGGGUACUACCAAGCAUUUACUUGUGCAUUUAGCAGAUAUUUAUGGAACAUCUGUUAUGCUUAACUGGGAAGGAAUCAGGCUCAUUUAUCAGAGGCAGGAGAAGAAAGGUUUGUUCUGCAAUUUGUUCCCAUAGUAAUAAAAAUAGCACUAGAUCUUUGUUAUAAAACACAAGGUGAAACAUUAAGUAGUGUAUUCAGACUGCAUUUACUUGCUUAAGAUUCUGUAUCUUAGUUUUUAUUUUUAACCAGAGAGUUAAACUAGCAGAAUUUUGCAUAAUUCGUUCAGGUAUAUAUUUGAUUUCUGGGGAAACAGAGAAGACACCGUUUGCGAACAGUAUUUGGGUCCUGCCUGAAGCCAGUGUACCCAGAAACGGGAAAAUUUUGGUCACCAGAUACUCCCAGGACCUGCCUGGGCCUUCCGUCCCCCAAGAGUAUGUGAAAAACAAUGAGAUCGAAUUGGCCAAGAAGAUACUCAUUGCACUACACGACCAGAGGCAUUGCAUCUCUUUGCAUGGUUACUUGGGACCACAGGUCUGGGGAAAAUUUGCAUGCUGGCUGCCUUAGGUAUUGUUCAUCUCCGACGCUUUAGCCUUUUUUAUCGUGGUGCUUCAUCUCAUCCCGCUCCUAUUCGGUUACAGUCUCAAAUAUAAGCUCUGGGUAAACGGAUAUGUUGGAUGUAACCAUACAAAUAAAAAACUCUGAGUUUUGCCCCUUU